CUACCAAAAAAGCUGAGUUCAAAAGUUUAUCUUGAUUCUAAACAAGUUCUCUCCAUAUCUGCGCCAUGGCUUGUUGGGUUUAAUCCCACCGAGGAGAUAUUCAUAAAAAGAACCCACAAAACUUCCAGUGAAAUCAGUUGACGCAGAUCAAGCAAGGCUUUUGCAAGUGAACGGAAAAUAACGAUACAAAAAUAAAAAUAAUUAAUUCAGAAACAAUGUUAAAAUUAAAUUUAUUUAUUUCCCUUUUGAUAUUUGGCUCCCUGAUUGCUGUGAAUGAUGCGGCCCGUGGUUCGCGCAGAGGAAAAAUGACCGAGGCACCAUCCACAACACCCAAAGUUGAGAGCAGUGAGGAAAACUCCAGUGAGGAGGAGACCUUUAAAAUUCUGGUAACCCAUCCUGAAGUUCCCCAGGAGGCUUUGGAUUUAAUGAGUCGCGGCUGCAAACUGAUUAUGUGCGAAAGCUUGCCACCAAAUCGCACGGAAAUCCUGCAAAAAGCCAAGGGUGUCCAUGGUAUGUUCUGGGGCUCCCACAUUCCUCUCGACAAGGAAGUCUUGGAUGUUGCUGGACCCCAAUUGAAAUCGAUUUCCACCAUGUCAGCUGGCAUUGAUUAUGUCGAUGUUGAAGAACUCAAGAAACGAAAAAUUCCCCUCGGCCACACACCCAUUGUGCUGAGUGAUGCUGUUGCUGAUUUGGCUAUGGGUUUAAUGUUAUCUGCUGCCCGCCGCUUCCAUGAAGGUCGCACUAAAAUUGAUAGUUCCACUUGGGAAAAUUAUCACAUCGAAUGGAUGUGGGGUCAAGACGUACGCGACUCAACGGUGGGUUUCUUUGGUUUUGGCAGCAUUGGCCAGGCCAUUGCCAAGCGUUUGAAGGGUUUCGAUAUUGAGCGUGUACUCUACACCACCCGUCGUCCCAUCGACAAGAAACUGGAAAAGCAAUUCAAUGCCCAGAAGGUGGAAUUCCAUGAGCUGUUGGGUCAAAGUGAUUUCUUGUUUAUUGCCGCUCCCCUCACCCCCGAAACUGAGGGUAUUUUCAAUUCGACUGCAUUCCCCAAAAUGAAAAAGACCGCCGUUUUGAUUAAUAUUGCCCGUGGACCCAUUGUCAAUCAGGAUGAUCUGUACACUGCCUUGAAAACAAAUCAAAUCUUUUCGGCCGGCAUUGAUGUCAUGAAUCCAGAACCCUUACCAGCCAACGAUAAAUUGUUGACUUUGCCAAAUAUUGUCAUUACGCCGCACAUUGGAUCGGCCACAAAGCGCACGCGCACCGACAUGGCCACCAUUGCUGCUCACAACGUCUUGAGAGGUCUGGUCGGAGAGCCAAUGUUGUCGCCGGCAUAUUAAAUGCCACUAAAAACAAAUCAGCACCUGGACAAAGUAAUGAAAACCAAGUGGAUGCCGGCCGUUUUGGAAUGAUGGAGAACUGGUUGCGAGGAAUCAAUUGAAGUUUAUGUAAAAAAAAAAACAAUUUAUUUGCAGUUGUCAGUUAUUUUUUUCUUGAAUAAAAUAACAAGAAACUAUGCGUCCAAACAA
Musca domestica (house fly) is the source of this 1526-nucleotide messenger RNA. RefSeq names its product glyoxylate reductase/hydroxypyruvate reductase. Bases 216 to 1337 code for a protein of 373 amino acids. The transcript has 4 exons. Gene Ontology annotation, cellular component: cytosol. Gene Ontology annotation, molecular function: hydroxypyruvate reductase (NADH) activity; NAD binding; hydroxypyruvate reductase [NAD(P)H] activity. The record is from RefSeq and is a predicted model, not a curated record. Lineage: Eukaryota; Metazoa; Arthropoda; Insecta; Diptera; Muscidae.